UGUGAGCAGGAGUGGAGCCCCAGUCUGGGGCAGAAGGACCCAGAGACCAAACAGAUUAAAGAGGAACAGGAGGAAGUCAGGACCAGUCAGGAGGAAGAGCAGCUUCAAGGGCUCUUUGAUACCAAAGACUCCAUAUUCACUCCUUCCUGUGUGAAAAGUGAAUGUGAUCAGAUGGACCCAUGUCAAGAAGCCGUACUAGCUGAAUACCCAACUCUCAGUCCACUGAAAACGUCUAAACUACAGUUGUUGAGUGUGUUGUUAAAUGAACGUUUAACGGCAUCUGCUGCUGUGGAGAUUUUUGGUGCGAUUGAGGAAACUGUAGCAGAGUACCAGGAGGAGAAUGAUCUGCUACGGAGACUGCUGGGGAGGACACCAGAGAUACAACUAUGUAGAAUAGACACCUUGCAGCUCUCUGUCUCUGAAGAGGAGGUUCCCCCUGAGCAGCAGCACUGUGAGCAGGAGUGGAGCCCCAGUCUGGGGCAGAAGGACCCAGAGACCAAACAGAUUAAAGAGGAACAGGAGGAAGUCAGGACCAGUCAGGAGGAAGAGCAGCUUCAAGGGCUCUUUGAUACCAAAGACUCCAUAUUCACUCCUUCCUGUGUGAAAAGUGAAUGUGAUCAGGAGGACCCACUUCAGUCCUUGACUCUUCCCCAAACCCAGACUGUGGAGAACAGAGAGAGAGACUCUAAACUAGUGGAUCUCAAACCUUCUGGCACUAUGAUCCAUAUUAAGGGUCUCAACAUUCCCUGUGACCCUCCAGAUAAUCAAAACAAUGCCUCCAGCCACAGUUCAGCUGUAAGCAGCGACACAGUAGGACUUGACUACAGUCCACCAUUGGAUCUGAACCCACCAAUGGAUCCCAGCCCACCAUUGGAUCCCAGCCCACCAUUGGAUCCCAGUCCACCAUUGGAUCCCAGUCCACCAUUGGAUCCCAUUCCACCAUUGGUUCCCAGUCCACCAUUGGUUCCCAGUCCACCAUUGGUUCCCAGCCCACCAUUGGUUCCCAGCCCACCAUUGGAUCCCAGUCCACCAUUGAAGAAACACUGUUCCAAAUCCAGCACCACGUCUAGAAAAACUCACAGCUGCCGUGACUGUGGUGCAACGUUUCCUCUGAAAGCUGACCUGCAGAAACAUGUGACUCUCACCAAGAAGAGACUCAGUGACUGCAGCUUCGGCAAUAAACUCUACAACUCCACCUGUAAACUGAAGGCCCAUGUCCAACUCUGUCACAGUGGGAAACCCUGUAUCUGUCCAGUUUGUGGAAAGACCUUCAAACACAAAGGAAUUCUGUCCAGGCACAUGAGGAUUCACAAAGGAGAGAAACCCUUUAGCUGUGUUGACUGUGGGAGAAGCUUCAGUCAGAAGGUGAGACUAACUGAACAUAAACUGACUCACACAGGAGAGAAACCAUUUAGCUGUGGAGACUGCAGGAAAAAAUUCAUUCGGAAGGGGCACCUAACCAUACAUAAACUGACUCACACAGGAGAGAAACCAUUUAGCUGUGGCGACUGCGGGAAAAAAUUCAAUCUGAAGGGGCACCUAAACAUGCACAAACUGAUUCACACAGGAGAGAAAUCAUUUAGCUGUGGUGAUUGUGGGAAAGGCUUCAAUCGGAUGGGUAGCCUAACCUUGCACAAACUGACUCACGCAGGAGAGAAACCAUUUAGCUGUGGUGAUUGUGAGAAAAGCUUUUAUCUGAAGGGUAGCCUAACCAGGCACAAACUGACUCACACAGGUGAGAAACCUUUUAGCUGUGGUGAUUGUGGGAAGAGCUUUAAUCAAAAGGGGGACCUAACGAGGCACAAACUGACUCACACUGGAGAGAAACAACAUGGCUGCUCUGUCUGUGGUAAAAGAUUCUCUCAAAAGAAUAAUCUGCUGAGGCAUGUGGAUAAAAUCCACAAAGGAAGAAAACAGGACAGAAACUGAAAGAGGAAAGAACAUUCGGACAAAGAGAUUGUCUGUCAGGUUAGUGAAUAGAAAGGCAGGAUGUGGACAAAUCUCUUAGGAAGCAACAGUGAUGUGGCCUCAUCAAAUAUGCAGACGACAUGGCUCUGGUUGCUUGCCUGGAGGUCAAGUCCAU
This is a messenger RNA of Oncorhynchus nerka (sockeye salmon), 2083 nucleotides long. RefSeq names its product zinc finger protein 724-like. The transcript has 3 exons. Gene Ontology annotation, biological process: regulation of transcription by RNA polymerase II. The coding region runs from base 172 to 1929 and encodes 585 amino acids. NCBI's taxonomy places the organism in Eukaryota, Metazoa, Chordata, Actinopteri, Salmoniformes, Salmonidae. Gene Ontology annotation, molecular function: DNA-binding transcription factor activity, RNA polymerase II-specific; RNA polymerase II cis-regulatory region sequence-specific DNA binding. The record is from RefSeq and is a predicted model, not a curated record.